CAUUCGCAUAUUAUAAAAAUCCUACAAAUUCAAAGCGAAAAAACUUGCAUUAGUAUCCAAGUUCAGCGACUCCUCAUCGACUGCGAUCACAUUUAUUUCGUUUGAAAAGUAGCUUGAACUUUUCAAGAUGAAGAACUUUGCCAAUCCAAGGACCAUGUUCAAGUCAUGCUCCAACAACGAUGAUUUCUCUACUCAGCCAGUACAGAGUGACUCGUUUAAUAAGAGUGGCAACAAGAUGGUCCCGAAACCGGUCUCUUUCAGCGGCAGCCACAAGAGCAACUUGAAUGCAGAAUGUCGCAGCAACGAUGGCGAAAACGCUUCCUCGCAAGAGUCGAGUGCUCGUUUGCAGGUGGAUGGGUACACAGCUGGUAUGGAUUAUAUUAUGCCAUUGGGACGCAGCGAUCCCAGUGAUGGAGCUGGAGCGGUUAUGGACAGCGAUGAGCCAGUGAUCGACAGCAGUGAGACGGAGCAGUUACCAAGUGAACCGCAUCAUCCAUUGCAAAAUGAGUGGACGCUAUGGUAUUUAGAGAUUGAUCGCACCAAAAAUUGGGAAGAAAUGCUACACGAGGUUUUCACUUUCAAUACGGUCGAGAACUUCUGGAGCCUAAUUCAUCAUAUUAAAACGCCGUCGGAGAUCAAAAUGGGCAGCGACUAUUGCCUGUUCAAGAAAGGCAUACGGCCCAUGUGGGAGGAUGAGGCCAAUGUGAAGGGCGGGCGUUGGGUAAUCAACAUCAACAAGAUCAAUAAAAAUUCUUUGGAUAAUAUCUGGUUGGACACCAUGAUGAUGCUGAUCGGCGAGAGUUGUGAGUGCUCGCAGGAGCUGUGUGGUGCUGUCGUCAACACACGAAUCAAAAACAGCAAAAUAUCAAUAUGGACAGCCAAUGGGAGCGAUGAGGCAGCCGUUCUCGAGAUUGGGGGCAAGCUGCGUGAUGGCCUGCACAUAGAUAGCAGCUAUGAGCUACGCUAUCAACUACACACGGACAACAUGGCCAAUUCGAAGUCUGUCGUAAAGACCAUUUACACAUGCUAAAGUUCACAUAAUUUCAACUCCAAUGAUGCCAGUUAAAUUCGCUGUGAAAUCCGUUCUUUUAAAUUGAUUUAGCUCUUUUGGACUUGUUGACUGUCAAUACUAAAAUUAUCAUACAAAUUCCAUGUUCCUUUAUAUAUGUAAAUAGCUAUAACCAAUUGAAGUUCUGCUAAUAUAGAAAGUAUAUUUAAAUCUGUCAAGAAAUUUAAAUAUAUUUUCUAUAUUAACUUCAACUUCGAUUUUGUUAUGUCCAAUUAUAGAAACUUUAGCACUUCAUUUAUGUAAUUACAAACAUACAAAUUGUUCACAAAUUGGAGGAUUGAGUAAAUAAACGUACAAGCUCUA
Drosophila grimshawi is the source of this 1372-nucleotide messenger RNA. It is a transcript of the gene eIF4E7, whose product is annotated as eukaryotic translation initiation factor 4E1. Gene Ontology annotation, cellular component: cytoplasm; eukaryotic translation initiation factor 4F complex. The coding region runs from base 128 to 1030 and encodes 300 amino acids. Gene Ontology annotation, biological process: translational initiation. The transcript is spliced from 2 exons. Gene Ontology annotation, molecular function: translation initiation factor activity; RNA 7-methylguanosine cap binding. The record is from RefSeq and is a predicted model, not a curated record. NCBI's taxonomy places the organism in Eukaryota, Metazoa, Arthropoda, Insecta, Diptera, Drosophilidae.